AUGUGGGAUGAAGGCUGCAUCAACGGUCAACUGCCGGGAUCUGGUGGAGACGAUGACUACUUGAACGGAGGGUUUAACCCAGGCAAACGAUGCAUAAAUAUGUGGGAUGAGGGAUGUAUCAACGGGCAACUAGGAGGUUCCGGUGGUGAUGACGAUUAUCUGAACGGAGGAUUUAAUCCUGGGAAGCGUUGUCUUAAUAUGUGGGAUGAAGGAUGCAUUAACGGGCAACUGGGUGGUUCUGGUGGUGACGACGACUAUCUCAACGGAGGAUUCAACCCUGGCAAAAGAUCACUUUACGAACGCCUGGAGAAAUUGCGAAAAUCGUCCAAACCAUCAAUUGCUUAA
Molecule: messenger RNA, 345 nt
Organism: Parnassius apollo (apollo)
Lineage: Eukaryota; Metazoa; Arthropoda; Insecta; Lepidoptera; Papilionidae
Source: the annotation of a GenBank genome assembly